Molecule: messenger RNA, 987 nt
Organism: Fomitiporia mediterranea MF3/22
Lineage: Eukaryota; Fungi; Basidiomycota; Agaricomycetes; Hymenochaetales; Hymenochaetaceae
Product: Clavaminate synthase-like protein
Exons: 6
Coding region: 1-987 (328 amino acids)
Molecular function (GO): dioxygenase activity
Source: RefSeq, a predicted model, not a curated record
AUGCCAGGCAUCCCUGAAAACAUUCCAACACGCUCUCUGCUAGUCGUUGACUAUGAGCUCUUGGCAUGCGACUCUGCUGAGAUAGAGAAGCUCUGGAAAGCCGCUACAGAACUGGGAUUUUGGUAUCUGAAGAACCAUGGCACAGACGAAGAGGCUGAAGGCAUGUUUGAAAUGGGCCGCGAGACAUUUGAUCUUCAGACAAAGGAAAAUGAGGAUCGGUAUAAAGCAAUAGGUUCCUUAGCGACGAACGAAUUUGGUGAUCCAGACAAUGCUGAGUUUAUCUGCAUCUCAAAGGAAGAUGCCUUGGCAUACCCCGAAGUCGUUCGGCGUACUUACCCCUCGACCGUCUAUAAACACAUGGAAUCCGCAAUAACUCCAUUCACCCGAAAAUCUCUCGGAGUUAUCGACACGAUCUACUCCGUCUUCGAGAAGAAACUUGGCCUGCCCGAGGGUGUCAUCCGAGCAGCCCAUCCACUCAUGGGGAAGAGCAACUCUGAAUGCCGAAUGAUCAAGUAUCCAGCCAAAUAUGCUUAUUCGGAAGGCCCGAUUGAGAAGGACAAGGUCUCCCUCGGCUCUCAUACCGACGUAGGAUCACUCUCUCUCGACUGGCACUACAUCCUCCCUAUUCCCGGACACCUAAUUUGCAACAUCGGUGACGCACUCGCUCUCUCAUCUGGCGGCGUGCUACGUUCAAUUAUGCAUCGUGUCGUCUCUCCGCCUGGUGCGCAGAGUACCUAUACUCGCUGGUCAGCCGUGUUCUUCUCUCGGCCUGCCAGUAAUUAUCCCCUUCGUACAUUGGAAGAGGGUACCGUGAUUAAAGAAGCGCUCGCUCGUAUGAGUCCUGAAGAGAAGGCGAAGUUCAAUCCAGGCGUGACCCAGGGCGAGUGGUUCGUAAGGAGAGUUGAUAAUCAGAGGGUCAAGAACAGGAAGGGUCCUGAAACUUGGUAUGCAAGUAGGGGAAUGGAACACAAGCCAGAAGUCAUUUGA